AUAGCCUCGAGCGACGCACGCUCACGUGUGCCGCGACGCGGGAAAUUUGAAUAUCGAAUUCUUUUUAUCCUGUAAUUGAAAAAGUUUUUUUUAUUUGUGUUUUGUGCCAGUGUUCUAUUACAAUACGUUGUUUAUCUGUGCAUAAAUUGGAAGCAAUUUCAAAUAUCAAUAACGGGUAAACAAUAACAUCAUUAGAGUGAGAGCAGUGUUAGAUAAAGACAACAAAGUCAUCGUGGAAUAGAAUUCUCACGUAAUGAUACAAUAAUCGUGUAAAAGUUCACGUUAUUCAGUUUGUAUUACGGCCAGACUGUUUGAGCCUCAUUUGAAACUAAAUUAGAUUCCAUAAAAGAUCACGACACAGUGGUUGGAACGGUCACAGAUAAUGAUCUGAUGAUUUACGCUGUGUUAAACCGACAAUAGAUUCUAUACAAUGUGACCAAUUAGAUUCGAGGCAAGGAAUAAAAAGCGAAGAUGACCAAAAUUAACGAGGCGAAUGUUAACAUGAUGGAGCAAAAUUCAGUUAACGAAAUUUGCUUCACAGAUUUAAAAAAGAAAGACAAAAUUGAAAAAUCUAAAAUUGAUUUAAAAAGACAUUCGAUAUCAAUUGAAGUCAUAGACAAAGUGAGCAUAGAUAAAACAAUUCGACUGGAAUUAAGAAAUCCAGAUAACGAAUGUAUUGUGAAAAAAAUUAAAAUUAAUGACAAAUCGGGUGACAAUCUAUCGAAGUUUAACGAUAGUUUGAUGGAAAACUGUGAUACGAACGGUGUUGAAGAUUUUGAGUAUUUGAACGGUGAUGGGGAAGAGCGCCUCGGCGGCGGAGGGCUGGGUCUGGGUAGUGGCGGGUUCCGCGGCGGAGGUCAGCCCUCGCUAGCGGACUUCCAGCCGCCUUACUUCCCACCGCCCUUUGCACCGCCUGCGCAUCCCGCCACACCGCAUCAGCAACAAAGUCAUGGCAUGGAUUAUGGAAGCAGUGGAGGUGGAGAGUAUGGUCAGCACUACGCACCUCAGCAAUUACUGCCUCGUCACCACGGUCACCACGAGCCGCAUGGCCAUCUGCGCCACCAUCGUGAUCAUCAUGACAUACAUUCGCACCAUUUAUCGCAUGGAGGCUUCAGCUAUAGCGGCAGUGAUCGGCGGUCAGAUUAUGGAGUCCGGGAACAGCAUGAGCUGGCGUUACAUCAUGCCCUACACUCCACAGAUGAAACACAGAAUGCUGGCAUGGAUGAUACCACGGGAUUCAUGACAGACUUACCCUUAUUAAAAUCGAUGAAAGGCCGCGAUGGCUUAAGCGCAGGGUCAUGUGCACCAAACGACGUGUUCUGCUCUGUGCCCGGACGCUUGUCACUUCUCUCUUCAACCAGCAAGUACAAAGUGACAGUUGCUGAGGUCCAACGAAGGCUAUCUCCCCCAGAGUGCCUCAACGCGUCGCUCUUAGGAGGAGUCUUACGGAGAGCAAAAAGCAAAAAUGGCGGACGUUUAUUACGAGAGAAAUUAGAAAAAAUAGGCCUUAACCUACCAGCGGGGAGGCGGAAAGCCGCGAACGUGACCCUGCUCACUUCAUUAGUAGAAGCUGAAGCGGUGCAUUUAGCCCGUGACUUCGGUUAUGUAUGUGAAACAGAGUUUCCUGCGCGGGCGUUAGCGGAAUACCUCGCGAGACAAUACGCAGAGCAUGACGCUAGACGAAGGCGGGACCUCUUGCAGGCCACGAAGCAGGUUGUCAAAGAAGUAAUGGAUCUUCUAAACCAAGAUAGGUCUCCACUCUGUAAUACUCGGCCGCCGCAUCUCCUGGAACCGGCGAUACAGCGACAUCUAACGCAUUUCUCGCUCAUCUCGCACGGUUUUGGAGGACCGGCCAUUGUUGCCGCUCUCACUGCCAUACAGAACUUCUUAAACGAGUCUUUGAAGCAUUUAGAUAAAUUAUAUCCACAAAGCGGUAUGGUUUCGUCAUCGUUAGACAAAACUAAAAUGGACCCUGAUAUCAAAAAGUAGCAGUGUGACGUCACCACAAGAAAGUAUUUGUGAAAUUACAACAGUAUAGAACGUGCCAAUCUCGAUAUUUUUUUUAAUUACAUAUUGCAUUUAUACAAAUUGGUGUUACUAUAUAUGUUUUCGUUUUAAGUUAUAAACCACUUCUGAAAACUAAAAAUAUAUAAACUGUACUUUUUUAAUUAUACCGCAAAAAUAAAGUGCAAUUAUAAUAAUACUCAAGAUUGUGAGAAUUAUGUAAAUAUAGAUUGAGAAAGUAGAUGUAAUUACGCAUUUUAUUAUAAGUGCCGAGACAAAUUACUUCUUUCGUUGCAGUGUAACGCUAUACAAGUGUGUAGUGUUAUGCUUGUCAGUUGACCAUGUCAUUAAAAUAUUGGCUAAUCACAGUACCGUUACCAGUAAUUUGUCUAAGAGCAACCCCGUUUUGUAUUCUCUUCAAAGAAAUAGUAUUUUAAUAACAGAGAGCCAUCGCAAUAAGUACACAUAUCAAAGUAAAUGUACAUAAUAAAGUAAGAUAAUAAACUGUUUUAGAAGCGUUUUUUCACAUUCAGGAUAUAUUCAGUUUUAGAUAUUUUUAAGGACUAAAAUUACUAAUUUGUGAAUAUUUUCCACCUAAAUGAUAAUAAUAAAAAGUCAGUCUUAAAUCCGCUUAAUUUAAACAUUGGAACCUCCUUAGUUUUAAAUUAGAUAUAGUUUUUGCUAGAUUCAUUGUGAACGUGUGCCAAUUAGUUUUAAAGUUAUAUUAACCUAUUCUGAGUGUUUUACGUAUGUUUAAAAUAAUAAUUUGUAAAUUAAUUAUUUCUUUAAUUUAAUUUGUAAUGAAACCUGCAAGAGGUAUCUUAGCUAUGUCCAAUAGUCACUCCAACAUCAUGGUUUACUAAACAGUAACGCAUUUUUUUGUGUAUUAAAUUACCAAGUAUUUAUUUUUUCACAGACUGUGUUGAGACUUCAAUAUGAAAGUACUUGAUAUUGUGUAUCUAUUUAUUGCCAUCUAUGUGUUUUAUAGUAUAAAGCUUCAAUAUUUUUAUAUAUUGACUAUAUAAGUGAACAUAAGUUAGCGUGACCACGAUUCACGUCUGGCUAAUUGCUCAACGUAUAAUUUAUAUUUUGCUAUGUGUCAUUACCUUCUAUUCAUUCUUAAUUUUAAGGCAAUAUUUCUAACUACUUAAAUCGCUAUUAAUCUGUGCAUUGUUUAUGUACGUGGAGGCAUAAAUUAAGAAAAUAACUACAUAUAAAAACAUUAUAUCAGAAUUUUACAGCGAAGUUACAACGCAGUUUUAAGGAGAGGUAUCAUAUAGUAAUAUCAUCCUAAAGGAGCUUUUACAUUUAUACCCACAUACAGACAAUAUGUACACAAAAAUAUUGUGUAAUGAGAAUAAAAUAAGUGGUCUUGCUUGAAGGUUUAUUCCUCUACUCCACAUUAUUAAACAAGCACGUUUAUUAUUUAUUUCAAGUAAAAUGUGACGUGCCAAGAAUUAAAAAUUAAUUUUGUUUAAUGUUUAUGAUGUAUUCGAUUUUAAUUUUAAGUUAUU
This is a messenger RNA of Pieris rapae (cabbage white), 3518 nucleotides long. It is a transcript of the gene TfAP-2, whose product is annotated as transcription factor AP-2-epsilon. Gene Ontology annotation, molecular function: RNA polymerase II transcription regulatory region sequence-specific DNA binding; DNA-binding transcription factor activity, RNA polymerase II-specific. The record is from RefSeq and is a predicted model, not a curated record. Gene Ontology annotation, cellular component: nucleus. The transcript has 10 exons. Gene Ontology annotation, biological process: regulation of cell population proliferation; regulation of transcription by RNA polymerase II; anatomical structure development. Bases 472 to 1989 code for a protein of 505 amino acids. Lineage: Eukaryota; Metazoa; Arthropoda; Insecta; Lepidoptera; Pieridae.